GUGGUUCGCCAGCACUGUGGAAGGCGCUUCCCCAGCAAAAUUGCCGGAAGCAGCAGACACAUUGGGAUGGUCCCCGCCAGGCGAGCUGGGACGGUCCAUCCUGGAAGCAGCGCCGGCGAAAUGCCAGGAUCUCUUUGGGGUGGACGUCUCAGAGGAUGCCCCUGCCGUGCUGCGCGACGCAGCGACUCCCAAGCAGCUGAAGAGCUUCCAGAACUUGUCCUGGGUGGUGCGAAAGUAUGGGAAGACGCAGCUCCAAGUGGCACAUCCCUCAUAUCACGUUCUGAGUGAGGGAAAUGCGGAAAGCACACAGGCACUGGCCGACUUUGUCGCAGAAAUGGCACACCACUCCAGCACGAACUUCUCUUUCGCCUUCGACCACCAAGCUGGGAUUGGACAAAGCCUUCGUUUUAAGGGAACGCCUACCUCUCUCCAAGGUCAGAACACCAAGCGAGUGUUUUCCUUGGGUGGAGAUGGCGCAGGCUUGGGACUCCAUGCACAUGGUGCAACUUUCUUGGCAUUGCUUACUGGACAAAAACUGUGGUUCAUAGCUCCGCCCGCUGCAGUCCUUGCCCCUGAAUUGCUUGACCCAGUUCAUGCGCAUGGCAUUCGGCUAAAGCGCAUCGCGGACAGCUUUGUAACUUCAGGAUGUCAUGCUUCCCCAAAAAUGCCAGCAGAUGCGGCUUCGUGUGCUUCAAGUGAAAACGAUGACACAUCCGACGCCGCAUCGUCUCAACAACCCCCUGGGCUGUUGCAAUGUCUGCAGGAUGCUGGUACUGCGCUGUACCUCCCGAAGAAUUGGCUGCAUGCCACCGUGAACGUCGGUGAUGCCGCUGCUUUUGCCCUGCAGGGCCCUCCAGACGACGAGGAAAAAGACGUGGAGGCUAUAAUUGCCAGUGGGUCCACCGAACAGCUGGCUGGCUUAGCGAUGACGCUGCUCUCUGCCGGUAGACUGGAAGAGGCUCUCCCGGUGGCAAGGAAGAUGCUCGAAGUGGCGCCGCGGGAUCUGAGGCCAUAUUUCUACAUGGGCGAAAUCCUUGCAAUGACGGGUGCAGGUGCGGAGGCUCUUGAACAAAUGGACGCGGCAAAAGACAAGGCGAUGGCUCUGGCGCACGACGAGCCGCCUGCGCCAAAGGAACUUGUGGCCGCGUGGUUGCUGCGUAUUGCGUAUACGUUCUGUGGGCCAUUGGAGAGCGUUGAGAAGGGUGCACUGAUUCUAGAGCAGGCGCUUACGUAUGAUCCCAGCGCACUCGUCGGCCACCAGCUAGCACCAGGCUUGGAGGAGUGCAAGCAGUUG
This is a messenger RNA of Symbiodinium pilosum, 1294 nucleotides long. Lineage: Eukaryota; Dinophyceae; Suessiales; Symbiodiniaceae. The record is from the annotation of a GenBank genome assembly.